GAGAUGUUUGCUGAGUCAGCUGCGGACUAACUCCACCUCUACUAACUCCACCUCUACUAACUCCACCUCUACCACACAUCUGCCGACUAACUCCACCUCCACAAGACUUCCAGCCGUGUAGUUAGUAGCGUGUAAGAAGAAGAGUUAUUAUAUGCGGCGGGAAAAUCUCUUUGUCUCAAGAUGUCUGCCCUGCUCUUCAUCCCCCUCCUCUUCCUCCUCUCCACCUGCCGGGACGCCGCGUCACGGCGCUGUGAGGACCGCCUGGCCACGCCCCUUCCCUACAGCUCCUUCAGCAGUUCCUCAGUGUUAGCACCAGACUACGGCGCUGGUUACGCCAAACUCAACCGGAACCAAGGCGCUGGAGGCUGGUCGCCCUUGGACUCGGACCCUUACUUGUGGCUACAGGUGGACCUGGGCGCCAGGAAGCAGAUCGUUGCCAUAGCGACGCAAGGUCGAUACGGCAGCUCGGACUGGACCAGCGGAUACCAGCUGGUGUACAGCGACACUCAGAAGAACUGGAGGCCUUACCUGCAGGACGGAAACAUCUGGACGUUUGAGGGCAACGUGAACAGUGAGGAUGUAGUACGCCAUCAACUGCAACACAACAUCCUGGCUCGCUACGUCCGCUUAGUCCCUCGUCACAGGAGUCAGUCAGGACGUGUGGCGCUACGUCUGGAACUGUACGGCUGUUCCUACUGGUCUGACGUGCUGAGCUUCGACGGCCAGGGCGUCAUCUCCCACCGCUUCAGAAGCAAGAAGAUGAAGCUGGUGAAGGACGUCAUCGCUCUGAAGUUUCGAACCUCAGCCGGUGACGGCGUGCUGCUGCACGGCGAAGGACAGCAAGGCGAUUACAUCUCCUUGGAGCUCCGCAGGGCCAGACUGCAGCUCAGCAUCAACCUGGGAAGUAACCAGUACGGGUCCAUCCAAGGCCACACCUCAGUGAGCGCCGGCAGUCUCCUGGAUGACGACCACUGGCACUCGGUGGUCAUCGAACGAUACCGACGCAGCGUCAACUUCACCCUGGAUCAUCGCCUCCACCACUUCAGGACCAACGGAGACUUCAGACACCUGGACUUGGACUAUGAGGUCACCUUCGGAGGCUUGCCUCCCUCGCCCAAGUCCGGCUGGAGAGGGGAGCACAACUUUGUGGGCUGCAUGGAGGCCAUCAGUUACAACGGGGACAACAUCACACACCUGGUGCGCCGGGGACGAGUCGACACCUCCACCUUUAGAAACCUGAGCUUCUCAUGCGCGGAGUCGGACUCGUUCCCGGUGUUCUUCAACUCCUCGUCCUUCCUGCGACUGCCGGGCCAGAGUUCCAGCGACAGCUUGUCUGUCAGUCUGUCCUUCAGGAGCUGGAACCCCAGUGGACUGCUGUGGUUCACCAGGCUGGCGGAGGGCUGGGUGGAGGUGUGUCUGACGGAGGGCAAGGUGGGCGUGUACAUCAACGUGACGCAGAAGAAGAACGCACACAUGGACAUCUCCUCAGGUUCGGGUCUGAACGACGGGCAGUGGCACAGCGUGCACCUGAACGCGCUGGAGAACUACGCCAUGCUGACGCUGGACGGGGACGAGGCGUCCACCGUCAGGACCGCCAUUCCUGUCCAGAUCAUGACGGGAGGAACCUACUACUUUGGAGGUUACUUCCCAGCAGGGGGUGCUCACAUCCACCAGCGACCCUUCCAAGGCUGCAUGCAGAGGAUCCACAUCGACGAGCACCUGGUAGACCUGAGGGCCGUGGAACAAGGUCUCAUGGGGGCCUUUGAGAACGUCAGCCUGGACAUGUGUGCUCUUGUGGACAGGUGUGUUCCCAACCACUGUGAGCAUGCUUCUCACUGCUCUCAGACCUGGGACACCUUCACCUGCAACUGUACUGCCACUGGAUACACUGGAGCCACCUGCCACACCUCCAUGUUCCAGCAGUCGUGUGAGGACUACAAGUACCAGGGUAAACCCUCGGGGACGUACUGGAUAGAUCCCGAUGGCAGCGGUCCCAUCCAGGCCUUCCAAGUGAUGUGUGACAUGACAGAGGAGAAGGUGUGGACCAGCGUGAGGAACAACCUGGCUCCUCAGACCAGCGUCACCAGCACGGCUGCCAAGGAGGACAAGACGGUGCUGCAGGUCACCUACAAUGUGACCCAUGAGCAGUUGUUGUGGCUGACCAGCAGUGCUGAGAGGUGUGAGCAACACGUGGCCUACGCCUGCAGAAUGUCCAGGCUGCUCAACACUCCAGAUGGUGAAGCGUUGACCUGGUGGGUGGGACAAGCCAAUGAGAGACAUUCUUACUGGGGAGGCUCUUCUCCAGGAAUACACAAGUGUGCUUGUGGAAUACAACACAAUUGUACCGACAACACCCGCUUUUGUAACUGUGAUGCUGACUCACACACCUGGAGGGAAGAUGGCGGCCUGCUGACCUACAAGGAGCACCUACCAGUCCGGCAGGUGGUUGUGGGCGACACCAGCAGACCCGGGUCAGAGGCCAAGCUGACGGUGGGGGCGCUGAGGUGUCAGGGUGAUGGCAAAUACUGGAACGCUGCAUCCUUCUCCAGUCCUGCAGCUUUCCUGCACUUCUCCUCCUUGGCAGCCCAGACCAGCUCGGACAUCUCCUUCUACUUCAAGACCUCCUCCAGCCACGGAGUCUUCCUGGAACACUCUGGACCUUCUCACCUCCUUCGCAUCCAGCUCACAGGAGGAUCCACGGUGACCUUCUCCUUUCUGGUGGGCGGAGAGAGAACGGAGUUGUCGGUCCGCUCGCCGGCGCCACUUCACGACGACCAGUGGCAUCGCGUGGAGGCGGAGAAGAACGUCAAGGAAGUGUUGCUGCAGCUGGAUGGCCGCUACCGAGAGGUGCGGCUCAUCCCCCCGCAGGGCCACACCAAGCUGGAGUUGGACAGCAACCUGUAUAUUGGUAAUUCUCCCGUCAUAAUAAGAAUAAUAUUAUUAUGCUUUAUUGUGAUCAAAUAUGAACUAUCAUCCCUGGCAGGUGCGUCCGGAGGCCAGAGAAGUUUCCUGGGCUGCAUGCGGGCGCUGCAGGUAAACGGGGGGACUCUAGACCUGGAAGAGAAGGCGGUGGGGGCCUCAGGGGUGAGUCCCGGCUGCCGGGGCCACUGCCAGACCCUGGGCUCCCAGUGCAGGAACGGCGGGAGGUGUGUGGAGAAGUACGACAGAUAUUCCUGCGACUGCACGCUCAGCGCCUACGAAGGAGCCUUCUGUACCCAAGACGUGGGAGCCUACUUCGAGACCGGGACAUUGGUGCGCUAUGACUUCUGGCCCGAGGCGGCGCCCAACGUGGCGCGGGAGGGGGAGCGCCUGCCGGGGGUUCCGGUGGAGACCAACCUGACCCACGAGGAGCUGGUCUUCAGCUUCAGCACCUCCAGCGCCCCCUGCAUUCUGGUCUAUAUCAGCUCCAGGACUCUAGACUACCUGGCUGUGGUGCUCACAGACAACGGCACGCUGCAGGUGCGCUACAGACUGGGAGGUCUCCCAGAAGCCUUCAUCAUAAAGGUGGAUGAUCACCAGCGCCGUCUGGACAACGGACAACCUCACACGCUCAACCUGACACGCAACCUGCGACACGUCCGCCUGCAGUUGGACCACUACCCCGCCAGCAGCCACUUCCUGCCUGACUCCUCCCACACUGAAUUCAACUUACUCAAAAGUCUCUUUCUUGGAAAAGUAUUUGAGACGGGCGAGAUGGACGGCGUGCUGAUCGAGCGCUACAACAGUCCUGGCUUCGUGGGCUGCAUGUCCCGUGUCACCUUCCAGCAGGCGGCUCCUCUUAAAGCUGCACUACGUCUGCAGCAGCAGGUGGCGCCCGUCAGCAGCGUGGGCAUCUUGGUGCCUUCCAACUGUGGCGCCUCUCCUCGCACGCUCUCCCCGCCCCUCACCCACCCCGACCCCUGGCACCUGCAGACAGGUGGAGGUGUGCUGCAGUGGAGUGAGGAGCGGUCCAGCAGGAAGAAGGUGCAGCACAACUCUGCUCUGAUUGCAGGUGUGGUUGCCAUGGUGAUUUUGGGGGUGUUGUGCGUCCUGGUGCUGCUGCUGCGUCACAUGUUCCGACACAAAGGUUCCUACCACACCAACGAGGCUAAAGGGGCGGAGUCAGCCGACUGCGCCGACGCCGCCAUCAUCGUCAACGACCCCGCCUUCACCGAGAGCAUCGACGAGAGCAAGAAGGAGUGGUUCAUCUAGACCCACGCCGCUGUGGGACGUCACAGACUCACAACGCUGUGGGACAUCAGACCCAUACCGAUGUAGGAUAUCACAGACCCACGCCGAUGUGGGACGUCACAGACCCACAACGCUGUGGGACGUCACAGACCCACAAUGGUGUGGAAGGUCAGACUCACGACACUGUGGGACGUCACAGAUUCACACCGCUGUGGGACGUCACAGACUCACAUCGCUGUGGGACAUCAGACCCACACCAAUGUAGGACGUCACAGACCCACAACGCUGUGGGACGUCACAGACCCACAACACUGUGGGACAUCACAGACGCACAAUGGUGUGGAAUGUCAGACUCACAACACUGUGGGACGUCACAGACCCACACCGCCGUGGGACAUCAGACCCCAUACCAAUGUGGAAAGUCACAGACCCACGCCACUGUGGGACGUCACAGACUCACAAUGGUGUGGAACGUCAGACUCACAGCGGUGCAGGAUGUCACAGACCAACAAUGCUGUGGGACAUCACAAACUCACUGCGAUGUGGGACGCCAUAGACUCACACCGCUGUGGGACAUCAGACCCACACCGAUGUAGGAAAUCCCAUACCCACGUCAAUGCGCGACGUCACAGACCCACAACGCUGUGGGACGUCACAGACCCACACUGCUGUGGGCCUUUUUUUAGUGGACUUCUGUCAGCUUUGGAUCCAAACUUUGUGUCAGGACAAGAGCAGGAAGUAGAUUGAUGGGGAAUGUUUACACAACGUUGUGGGGUGAUUGUGUUGUCUGAACACAAGAAGUCACAUUCAUCUUUUGACUGGAAACUUGUGGCUGAACGUUCUUGCAAUAAUAAGAGUGUGAUGGCAGCAACACCCGGAAUCUUCUACACUUGGCUUUCUUCUAGAUGUAGUUUUAUUUAUCUCUUGCCUUCUUUCUCUCUCUCUCUCUCUGUGUGUGUGUGUGUGUGUGUGUGUGUGUGUGUGUGUGCGUGCGUGCUCCUUAAAGUCACCACAGUUGUACCGUGAAGGUAAAAAUGAGAAGAAAAUGUUGAAAGUUUGAAAAGAAAAGCACAAAAAAGUCAAAAA
Molecule: messenger RNA, 5256 nt
Organism: Nerophis ophidion (straightnose pipefish)
Lineage: Eukaryota; Metazoa; Chordata; Actinopteri; Syngnathiformes; Syngnathidae
Gene: cntnap2b
Product: contactin associated protein 2b
Exons: 24
Coding region: 181-4191 (1336 amino acids)
Source: RefSeq, a predicted model, not a curated record